Colletotrichum destructivum is the source of this 559-nucleotide messenger RNA. RefSeq lists its product as uncharacterized. The transcript is spliced from 2 exons. The coding region runs from base 209 to 463 and encodes 84 amino acids. The record is from RefSeq and is a predicted model, not a curated record. NCBI's taxonomy places the organism in Eukaryota, Fungi, Ascomycota, Sordariomycetes, Glomerellales, Glomerellaceae.
UGUCAGUGGGAUGUCGUGGAUCUAUAAGAACCGGACGAACGGCGGUUAUCUUGCGACGUGGUUCAUCUUAAAUUCUCUGUUGCUUCUGCUUGUAAAACCUACUUCUCGCCGCCCAUACUCACCACUGCUUCACUUUGGACUUCAUAAUACUCCUACCGCCAGUCCACUCGCUCCAUUCUCGUAAAGACGCCCAAAGGCACCCCUAACCAUGAAGACAUCCAUCGCGACCAUGGCCAUCCUCGUCGCCACGGCUCUCGGCCAGAAGACGACAUUUCUCUGUAAUGAUAUCAGCGACAAUGUCGUGCCGGACGACAGCAUCUGCUCGGGCGCGGGAGGCGCCCCCCUCGGCAGAGGCAUUUGCUGCAUCGCGCAGUCGAAUGCGCUCGCGAGGUCAAAAUUUGACAUCGCGUGCGAUGACAAGCUGGGGACGGUCCAGAGUACCGGUGAGGCGUGCGAGGCGUAAGGCUGUGUGGGUUGGUGACUGCUUCUUUGGAUAAUGUGUUUUGCUUUAGGAGCGAUUUCACGGUGUUCAGUUCAGUGAAUUGAAAACAUUUGCUUU